AUGAGAGAGACAUUCACCUUCCUUCGGCGAAUCCACCCUUGGAUCAUCCACGCACAGAUGGCAAAGCAUUAAGGCACAGCUCUCAAAGCGAUUGGUGGAUGAUCCAACGGUGGAUUCGCUCGCGCGAAGGAAGAUACACCCGCUAUCCGAGAGCUCGAGCCCUGGCUGUGAAGGAAGAAAAGGUUCGUGUGGCACGGGUGACGCGCCGGUUAUCUCUCACCAAUUUUGAUUUGCUCGACCUGAAACGGUGAAACCUCACCUAAAAGCGUUCUUCCUCCUCUUUGCUCUCUGAGAUCUUCUUCCCGGCUUCCCAUUCCGAGGCGUGCGAACGGCGGGUCGCUUUCAGUUUCCGCUCAUUCUCCUCCGGCGUAUAAAUAUCGGUCGAUUCCUUGCCCCAGAAGUCGUCGCUUGCCUCGGUCGAGGGAAGUCUUUGAACCCCUCUCUCGCUUUCGGGGACUUCGAAAGAUUGGUCUGGGACUGACGGGAUUUGGUAUACUUUUUUCAUUUUUGGGAAUCAUUUUCUUCUUUGACAAGGGACUGCUAGCAAUGGGGAAUAUUCUCUUCCUGUCAGGUGUCAUGUUAACCAUCGGACUGAAAUCCACCAUGCAAUUCUUCACCAAGCGUAAAAACUACAAGGGUACAAUCUCGUUUGGAUUUGGCUUCUUUCUGGUCCUGAUUGGCUGGCCUGUCUUUGGCAUGAUCUUGGAGUCGUAUGGUUUCAUUAUUCUUUUCAGUGGCUUCUGGCCGACUCUUGCAGUUUUCUUGCAAAAGAUUCCUGUGCUUGGUUGGCUAUUCCAACAGCCAUUUGUAACAUCGUUCUUUGAACGCUACAGAGGAAAACGUGUACCAGUUUAACAAGGAUCUUGUCGCUGCUUAUAGGGUGGAACCAUGCAGCACAAAGUUCUAAGAUGGCAGUCAGUUUUGUUAAACUUACUGUGUCUUGCUCUGUGUGGUAUCCCAUCGCAAGCCAGUUAUGUUUAUAGUUUAGCCGGCUCAUUCUUUGUAAGAUUGCCUGCUUCUUGGCUAUUGAAACGUGUUAUAGAAUUUGCAUGCCUCUACUGCCAGCCAUCCACAAAGUUUCAUGGUCUUGAUUGUAACUGCUUGACAUCUUCCUGCUUCAUGCAGGAAAGGUUAAAUCAGAAAAUGUCUUUGCCCCAGGAUAAAGUGGACUUUAAAGGCCUAUUUGGAGAAAAAUGGCGACUGGUCUC
Elaeis guineensis (African oil palm) is the source of this 1208-nucleotide messenger RNA. The record is from RefSeq and is a predicted model, not a curated record. NCBI's taxonomy places the organism in Eukaryota, Viridiplantae, Streptophyta, Magnoliopsida, Arecales, Arecaceae.